Molecule: messenger RNA, 9407 nt
Organism: Cinara cedri
Lineage: Eukaryota; Metazoa; Arthropoda; Insecta; Hemiptera; Aphididae
Source: the annotation of a GenBank genome assembly
GUAUUCAGUUCGUUUUAUAUCACGGAGUUUGAUAUCUAAUUCAUCAAUUUGCGUUAUUUAAAAUUCAAAAGGUAAAUAUCGUUUAUUUAUUAUUAUAUAAAUUUACAUAUUUAUUAUAUAUUAUUGAAAAAAAUAUACUCUUGGUUAAAAGGUACUAAUGUUAAAAUAAUAUUAAAUAUACAUUGCACUAAUAUUUAGGUAUAUAUUGUAUAAGUAGAAAUUAAGUAAUAAACACUAAAGUUCCUAACUUGGCCUGGAAAAAAAUUAUGAAGGAGUAAUUUAUUAUCGGCCUCGUUUUUAUUAAGAGGUUAUUCAGUUAAUAGAGAAAACAUUAUCCUACAUCAUAACUAUAUUUAUUAUUUGACCAAUUUUAGAUUACAUAAGCACUCAAAAAGCUUCAUACCAUUAUAAUAACCGAAAUAUGAGUGCUAAUAACCCAAAUAUUUUGAAGGGAGGUUAACACUCCAUAAUAUUGAUUAUUGAUUGUGUAUGCUUAGUAUUUACUUAAUAAGAACUUGAUUUGGGGGUAAAAGCGCACCACCUAUUUGUUCCUAUGAACCUAAACUUACAUUGUUCGAAUGAAAAACCUUUCAAAAUUUAAAAUAAUAUGUUAUCGGUACAAGUGCAAAAGCUUGAAAGCUUUGAUAUAUUUUUAAUUUUAUUUUUACUCACUAAACACCAACUGCUAAUACUGAUUGGUAUUUACUAUACUGUCUACAGGUACUUUCUUAUUACUGUAAACAUUUAAAUAUACUUAAUUGCACUUAUAAUCUAUUACGCAUGCAAAUAUUUUCUUCUCGUAUUAUAGUUUUGUAUAAAAUUAAAUGUGAUAAAUAUUUUCGUUAAUCCUAUUUAAACAAAAAAUGUUAUACAAUUUGUAUUGAUUUUAUUUUUUAGAUUUUUGGCCUUCUAGAAGACCUUAGCUACAAUGGUAAAAUAUGACUAAUAUUUUAAUCUUACCGGUUUAGUGAGCUCCACUCAGAAUCAUUUUUUGAUUGCUAUGGUUUAUUGUUGCUUUAAAUACCUAUAAGUAUAUGUAAACUAAAUUACACCAGGUAUACGUUAAAUAUCACUCCAACCUCUCACCGAAAAUUACAGUAGGUACCUUACUUAUGGCACGAAGUAUGUUCGGCUUUUCUUCUUUUUUAUUACUUAUGUUAUUCAAAUUAUAUCUCUUGGUAAGAGAGAAUAGCAUAGUAUUACACAAUUUGUAUAUAUUUUAAGAGUGGAGGGAAUAGAUUAUAUUUGAUUAUAUUAUGUAGAAGAGAAGAAGCAUUAAAGUAUUAUUAUUUUAAUCCUAAGGUCUUAAUAUAUUUUUUGAUAUCAUGCAUUAGGAUAUGUUAAUUAAAGACAAUUAGAAAUUAAUAAGUUGUUUAUUAUCACAUUGCGUUUUGAAUUAUUUUCACUUGCAAAUCGAUUGUACUUUAUUAAUAGAAUAAGUACAAUCGAUUUUAAUAUGUAAAUAAAUAAUAAUUUCAUAAAUAAAUAUUAGUUCCAGUUCUAAUCCCCAUGAAUGUGAUAUUAAAAAAGACAUUAAGAUCUUAGGAUUAAAAUAAGUUCUUUGUUUUUGUUAAAAACUAAUUAUAAACAAUCCAGUGGUGGUCAAAUUUUUUUGUCAUAGGGGGGGGGAUAAGGAUAAUUUGUAAGAACAAUUAUUUUUACAUAAUCUUUUUUUACAACUAUAAAUAUAUAAUACAAUAUACAGGUGAUUUAAGCACACUCGUUCCAUGUGUUUAUUUCAAUUAUAUAUACAUUCAAAUUCUAAUUUUUGGAAUUUUUAAGUGUAGUAUUAGAGGAUAUUUGCUGCGAAAAGUCAUUUGGUGAUCAAUUUUUUGGAGGUUAAUCCUCUUAAUUUUUUUUACAAUUUUAUUAAAUUCAAAUUUCAACAUUUUACAUUCAUCAAAUAAUUCUUGAUUCUUUAUUUUCCCCUAAUUCUGAACUGUGGUGACAUAAUGCCGAAUUUUUGUAUUCCAUAUAUAAAUUGGGGUGGGUAGGUCAUGACCCGUGAGUGGUUAGGAAAAAAGUUAUGAAGUUAUGUUAUACAGUUUAUACUCCAAGUCUUGAAGUAUAGUAUAUUAUAAUACAUAUACUUAAUAUAAUGUAUACAGUGUACCUAGAUGUGUAAUCAUAUUUUAAGCAUCGAAGAGUUAUCGAUAGUUGAUAAUAAAUCAAAUGAUAAAUAAAAUCAAUAGAUUAAUGAAUUCUAAUUACAAAUGGAUUUUUAUAUCUAUACAUAACUGUUAUGACAAUUGGGGCGCAAUAAAUUCCUUCCAAAAUAUAAAAUUAUAAUUGUGCCUAGAGGUGUGGGUGAAGUUUCAAAUGUGUUAUUUUAAUCAAAAUUGGCUAGCGUGGGGGGAUAGGCGGGUAUGUUAUAGCGGAAAUGUUUCUAUCCCAUUCAUACAAAUAGGUCACGCAACCACUGAAUUUUAGGUUUCUAGAUACACACACAGUAUGUUAAAAAAUUUUACUUAAAAUUACAAAAUAAUAUUCAUUUUUGUUUUAAGCAAAGCGUUUGAAAAUAAUGCAACUAACAAAUGAUAUAUUAAUGUAAUAAUCGGUAAAUAUAUUUCGAGUUUUAUAUUGAGCCAGGUACCCCAUAAUUUUAAAAGCUUUAGCAUCCCAGGCUAAAUGCCACAUUGCCCCAACCCUUAUUAUGGCACUUUAAAUAGUUAUCGAAUUGCCAAUUUGGAAAAAAUAUUUGUUUAUAAAAGCAAUGAAAUCCAUAUUUACUGUCCCUAUAUAACGUGUUUUUCAAGAAAAAUAUAUAUUGUAGUAAGAUUAGUUGUAUCAUUCAGAAUUCCACAAACACUAAACUUAUAAAACUCGUGCAAUGACAUUGAAAUAUAAAAUUUUAGAUGGAAAUUAAUUGAGGCAUGUAACGAGAGCAGACGUGUCUAUGUAUCCAUAGGUACUAAAAAACCUUGUUACGGUUCUACGUAUAGCUAUGAUAUCGGGUUAUUAUUUUACGUUUCUAUAUAUUGCAGUCGACCAGAUGUUUUGCUUAUUACAACGUACAUAAAUGCUGCAUCACAACUCACAUUAGCACCAGCCAUAUUAAUAGUGUAUGCUAUAAGAAAUUUAAUAUAUUAACUAUUUCUCUUAGUAUUUGUCACGAUCUAAAUGUACUUACUAUUUUAUAAUAUUAUAAGUAAUACAGACAGUUUAAAUAUAGAAAUUAAAAAAACUGUCCUAGGAUAAUAGGGACGGGUGCUGUCACUGUUAUAGAUAAUUUAAUGUAUUUCUUUAAACAACGAUUAACCUUUGCUAACGAAUAAAUGAUCCUGAGAAGAGUUCCGUUAAUAGUGGUUCUUUGUGAACAAUAUAUAUGUCAUAUUAUGCUAAAAAAUAAUUACAUAUGCAUUACACGUUUACUUUAAUAAUAUUUAUUUAAUUUUGUACCUAUUUCCCUGGUUUUCCUUGUUUUCCCAUUUAUUGGGAAAACUCCUAGGAAAAUCAAAAAGGCCUCCCAAUAGUAUCUUCCCAGUCAAAUUUCAUUUCAGAAAAAGUGCUAUAGUUGUAAAUUGGAACAAAAUGUCUGAUAGAAAAGUUGUUCAUAGGAAAAAAAAGAUCGUAAUAAUUUUUAUUUCUUAUACCAUGUGAUCUACUUGUGCGUACACUCAUCAAAUCGGAAAGUAUUAACUUUUUUCAGAAUCUGUUUUCUAGAACAUUUAAGUAACUAGCAGCUCUAUAUUAUUUAAAUGUUAUUUUGACAUUUUUAGGGGUAAAACCAUUACACACUUUUGAUUUUUAACACGCCACGCGCCGUACUGCCUCACAAAUGAUACUCCACUACUCUCCUCCAACACAAACUUAAAAAUGGAAUAUCUCGUCAAAGGAUUGACGGAAAUCAAAGAUUUUAACAAUUAAAUAUAUUUUAACUAAUACUAUAUCCAUUUAUGGAAUUUUAAAUGCAGGUUGUCAUUUGAAAAUCAAAAACGAGUUUUACUCCUAAAAAUAAGGGUGAUAAAAAAUAACAUAAAUACAAAAUUUUAAAGCAGCUUGUUUCUUAAAUAUUCUAGAAGACAAAUUCCGAAAGAAUUUCACAUUUUCCGAUAUAAUGAAUGUACCCACUUAAAUGGAUUACCUAGUAUACCUACUGGAUACAUCCAUCAAAGCUAGUUAUAUUUAUUUAUAGGUACCUAGUUAUAUUUAUUAAGUAAAAUAUUGCAUAUUUAUAUUGCUUAUUAUACAGAGAAUCUUUUAGGGAACCAUUUUUAAAAUAAACUGAAUGAAUUCUUAUAGGUACGCGAAAAUGGACAAGUUUAAAAAAUUAGAGCAUUUUUACUUCUAUUUUGAAAAUUUUACAAAAACGAAUAACAUAUUAUCAUUAUAUUGCAAAACGUACAAAUGCUUCUUCAGUUUAAAGUGUAAUUUAUUGUCUAUGGAUAUUUGCUGACUAUUGUGUUUAAACCAAACUGUAAUUCCUAGUGUUAUUUUUCACAGAAUAAAAAUACACAGGUGUGUAACCUUGGGUAGAUAUUUUAAAAUUAUCCGUAUAGUUAAUUUUUGGUGUUGACAAUAAAUUGUUGACCGUUUUCCGCAAUCAUAUUUACAAAUAAGUUUUUAAACAAAUUUAAAUUGUUGUUGUUGAUGUUUAUAUUGCUAAGGUAUAAAAAGGUUUUUCGUUAAGUACUUUAUAACACGUAUAUCUCACAAGAAUACUUUUUUUUUAUCGUACCAGUGUAAUGAUAUACUAUUUAAGCUAUCAUACAUUAUGUAAAAUAAAAUAUUAUGUAAUGUUAAUAAAUCAAACAAUUAAUAACAGGAAUGAUAGUAAAACAUUUACAUCCUAUUCCAUUCAAGUUUGUGUAAUAUUGUAAGCUGAUAUUGUCACAAAAUACAGUAAAAUGUCUUCCCCAUAAGUAUUCCCGAAAGUAUGUAAUGCCGAAACAUAGUCCUAAUAGUUCUAAUGUUGUGGACGAGUAAGUUUUUUCGUUUUUUAAUAAUUUUCUAGAGGCGUAUCCAAUUGGAUGUAGUAUGUUAUUUUUAUCGCAUUGUUCAAGGCAAGCUCCUACACCUAAUAACGAAGUGUCUAUAGUUAGGUAAACUUCUUUUUCGUCAUUAAACUGUUUUAACUGAUUUUUUAUUAUCAAAUAACAUAUAUUUUAGUGCAAUAUUUACUCAUCGUAAGGAGAUAAUACUUAAGCUAUCAUAUAUAAUUAAAAUAAAUUAUAUAAUCAAUAUUGUAAAAUAAUUAUAAUAAUUUGUAGCCAUUAAUUAUUAGAUUAAGUUGUUAGUAUUAACCAAAUUAAGAUAACACAUUUACACACGCACACACACAUAUUUCUCCAGUUAUAAGGAGGCCGGCCACUUCCAAUAGCCACAGUGUAUGUAUUGUUCCCGUUGCUUUUGGACAGAUGAUCACAAGCGAGUGUAAAAGACUACGCAGAGAUUUUUACAAAAGCACGGGAACCUAGAACAGUGUUUUAUAUUUUUAAAAAAAUUAAUAAAAAAGAAACAGUUGUUAUAUUAAAAAUCUUUUUAUUUACUACGAUCACCUAUAUCAAAUUCAACAGAUCAAUUUGCCGCCUGAAGAAGAAAGGUAAUCAAAAUUAUAAUUAAUUUAUACGUGUGAAUCGAAUUUACAUAACUAGGCACCUCCCGCCAUAUUUUUGAAUUACUACACCAUCUACUGACUAUUACUGAUUGUACUGUUUUAGAAUAAAACUCACUACAUUUAAGUAGUUUAACAACUGGGACACAACUCAAUUUUUUAACAUGGAUAUUUAAAAUAUAUAUAUGAUUCAAUUUUUAGUUCAACAGCACGACAAUGUCACCAAACGAAAAUUUUAAAAUCAUGUACUUGAAUUAAUUUCAGACAGUUUAAAUUAAAAUAGAUUUUUAGUUAUACAUACGAUUUUUAUUGAUGAACAAAAAUACACUUUAAAAGACUCUGUAAAUCUUCUUGAAACAUUUAAAAAUACGAAUUUUAUAUGUUCUGAAGAGGUCAUCCGAAAAUACGAAAGAUAAAAACGCAAAAACUGCGACUAUUACAAUCAAAACACGAUUCAGGGCAAAGCUCGGUUAACUACAGAGAAGGUUGAUUUGUUUCCCUUGUAGCUAAGGUAAACAAGAAACCAACAAAAAUAAAACUUAUGUAUUGUCAUAAUUUAUUUUCAGGGUUUUUAAUUGAAAUAAAACUAAACAAAUGUUAGGUACAAUGCCGUCUGGUGGAUAUUGCGCUCCUUUUAAAGUACUGCAUGAGAAAAUCGUAGAGUUUUACAGAUAAAAAAAUGUUUAAAAACAAAGAUGAAAAAACAUUAGAGCUAUUUUUGAACUAUGUAUAGAUAUUUUAAUUUUGCGAGUUUUGUACGUAAUUUUUAUUUGAUAGACUCUCUGUGGAUAAAAUUGUUAGACUAAAGAUCAUUAUAUGUUCAAAAGUGGUCAAAAGUAAUUUAGGUAGGAUUUUUUUUAUUUUUUUACAAGAUUUUUAAAAUCUAAAUUUUACGAAUCAUAUUUAUUAUACGAUAAUCACAAUUAUUAUUUUACUAUUUUUAAUUUUAAAAAGCUAUCUUAUGUUAGUAAAUACUUACUUCCCGUAAAUAUUCGGAAAAAAUACUAUUACGUGAUUGUUCAUUUUAUUAGUGUUUUUCCUAAUACACACUACUGUUUUUACUGUGUAUAACCUAAUCAGUGCCGGCGUUACACAUGCUGGUACCCUGGGCGGAACCAUGAUUUUGCUUCAUCCCUCUAAUUAAUCGAGUACAGUUAUUAUCGUUGAGGUGCCCCCUUACAGCAGGCGCCCUGGGUGCAGGCCCUGGUCGCCAACCCCUAACGCCGGCCCUGACAUAACUAUGUAUCUAAACAUUUGUCAAGAAUUGUUUCCACAUAGGUACCUUAUAUACAAAUAUUAUUGCAGAUAUUAAUAUGGAUAAAUUGUACGCUAUGAGUGUAUUAUAUAAGGGACCUAAUGAUUCAACGGUAUUAAAAGCAGCAUUUGAACUUCAGUCAUUUAGUUUUUUUCAACGAUCAAGCGCACAAGAAUUUAUGUGUUUUGCGACGAAAACAAUUGUAGAACGUACAGCUAGCGGUGCUCGACAGUCUAUAAAGCAAAAAGGUUUGAAUCGAUUAAUUAUAUUUAUGAAUUUCCAUUGCAUAAUAAUUAAUGACAAGUGAUAUAAUAAUAUAUCAGAAUAUUUUUGCCAUGUUUAUGUACGUUCGGAUAAUCUGGCAGGUGUCCUUAUAUCGCAUGAUGAAUAUCCACAUCUUGUUGCCCAUAUACUACUUACAAAGGUAAAUAAAAUUAAAAUAUUUUGUAAUCUUAUAUGUUGAUGUAUGAUCAUGAUAUUAUUAUAGGCACAAAUAUUAUAUAUAGCCUAAAUAUUUUGGGAGAUUACCACCCAUAAUAUUAAUUUGGUAAAGACUUGAUUUAAGGGAACUAAGAACGCACAAGCAACUUCUCCUAUUUAAGUCUGUAAUGUACAUAAAGUGCACAUAAAUUUAUAAAAAAGAGCUGAUACUGGGGACAGGUACGUCACGGGUUCCUGACUAGGAAAGUAAAUAGAUAAAGUAAUUCAAUUAAAUCUAUGUAACAAACGAUAAACCAUUGCUAACGAAAAAUAAUUUGGCUCGAAGUAAUAUUUACGAUUUUUAUCAAAAUUGAUGUUAACUCUUAAAAAAAAAAAUACUCCAUAAUACACAAUUUUUCAAAAUAAUUUGGAAAACUGAAAAAAAAACGUAGAAAAAAUGGGAAAAUUCACUAAAUUUAUGGUUGGAUGAUUUUCAAAUCAUGAAUAUUACGACAUUUCAAAACAUAUUUAACCGAACUCCACUCAGAAUCGUACAGAUAUACAGUAAAUUUCUCCUCAACCUUUCCAACUUCUCACUUAAAACUGUGGCUCAUCUAUUGUGCGAAGUAUGUUAGGUUUUAUUUUUUUUUUUUAAUUUAGACUUUGGAUGAAUUUUCUGCAAAAUUUCUAUCAUACAGUUGGUCUAGUCUUAAUGAAACACAAGUAACAUUCAAUGAACUAAAUACGAUGUUAGCCAAGUAUCAAAAUCCUAAAGAAGCAUAUAGUCUAAUGAAAAGGCAACAAAAUUUAAAAAUCACACUGGUAAUAAUUAUUUAUUUUGUCUUCAUAUAUUUAAUUUUUAAUAAUAUGACACAAAUUUAAGUGUAAUAUAUUGAUUCAUAAUUAUUAUCAUUAGCAGGAUCGACAAGUGAGGGGAAGUGCAAUCGGGGCUGUAGCCCCAAAACCCAGGUGCGACCAAGCAACUAGGUCCUAUAUUUAACAUGGCUCUAAAAAUUAUUUGUAGUUUCAUUUUUAUAAUAUUUUACUUUAAAAAGUCAAUACACAAUAUACUAAAAAUUAAAUGUUAAUAAUAAAAUAAUAUUACUUUUUACUAUAUAUUGUAUUAGUAACAAUAUGAUUUUUACUUUUGAAUACUUUAUUCGUCAACCGUAAACCAGCUUUUUAAGAAAAAUCUAUGUUAUUCACAAAUUAAAAUAUGAUGCUGGGUGUUAGUGGGAAGUUUAUUAUUUGACAUUAGGAGGGAUUAGUUUGACCCUAAGACACAUGAUUUCUUUCCAUGACACUGAUCACAAGGUAAAAUCAACUUAAAUAAUUCUCUUAUUCUCUUAUUGAAAUUUAGAAUAUAAAUAGUAAACAACAAAAUACCUACUUACCAUGUGAAUAUUUUAUGUGAUAAUAAGAGUUUAAAAUAAUAUACACCAAUCUAGUUACCAUGACCAUAAUUGAAAAAUUUGUUCAGGUUUAAACUAAAAACUGUUCGGUUUUAAUUUUUUUACAAUAUUUUCUAGGUAAUUUAUAACUAAUAUAACACGAAAAAACUUUGGAGAAAGGGGAAAAACCUUCUUCGGGUACGGCCUUGCUAGUCACUAGUCAUUCACAGAUAUUUUAUACCAAGAAUUAUACAAGAAUUAUUUAAUAUAAAGAAUACAAAACUACGCAGGGUUUUUUUUUUUUAUCAAAAGAUAAUAUCGAGAAAUACAGACAUUUUAUAACGGUUUAAAAUCUAUACCUAUAUAUGUUUUUUGAUAAUUCACAUUUUCGUUUUUAUUAAUGGUAUCUACCAUUUUUGGCGGUGUUUUUAUAAUUUUAUUUUUUCAAAAAUAAAGGAAUUCCUUAAAAUUUGUAUUACUAUAUUUUUAACUGUAAACGAAAUGUUUAAAUAUUUUGUGUGAUUAAUUUGUUUACAUAAUCUAAUUAUUAUAUUUUAGCACAAUAGAAUUGAAGCUGUUUUGAAACCCGGAGAAAACCUUGAUGACUUAGUUGCGAAGUCUGAAGAAUUAAGUAUGCCAUCCAAGGCAUUAUAUAUUGCCAAGCUAUUAUAGCUGUUUAAUUAUAAAGCACCUUUUUAAUGCAAGUAUAGGUUCAUAAUUUAGGUGGGUUGUAGUCGUUCGUUUUUAGUUUUAAGGUCAGUAGUUUAAUUUGUAAUGAUGAGAACUU